This is a messenger RNA of Besnoitia besnoiti, 1821 nucleotides long. Its product is annotated as glucosephosphate-mutase GPM2. Gene Ontology annotation, biological process: purine ribonucleoside salvage; carbohydrate metabolic process. Lineage: Eukaryota; Apicomplexa; Conoidasida; Eucoccidiorida; Sarcocystidae. The transcript has 8 exons. Gene Ontology annotation, molecular function: phosphopentomutase activity; magnesium ion binding. Bases 1 to 1821 code for a protein of 606 amino acids. The record is from RefSeq and is a predicted model, not a curated record.
AUGGCGGCAACCCUCGGUGUAGAGAGGAAGCUGAUAAACACGGCUUUGGCAGCCGCUGUGCAAACGUGGUGCGAGUUGGACAUGCGAGAAGAGACGCAGAAGGAGACCCGCGAACUCCUCCGAAAUCUGAAAGAGGAGGAGCUCGCCAAACUCUUCCUCGUCAGACUCGAUUUCGGAACGGCAGGGCUUCGAGGACGCAUGGGGGCAGGCUUCAGCAGGAUGAACGACGUGACCAUCCAGCAAACGUCUCAGGGUUACUGCGCAUUUCUCGUAGACCGUUUCGGAGUAGAUGGCAAUGACCGCGGAGUGGUGGUGGGCUUCGACGCCAGGCAUAACUCCAGAAGGUUCGCCAAGUUGACGGCCGCAGUUUUUUUGAGCAAGGGCGUCCGGGUGCGGCUUUUUCAGGACUUUGUCCACACGCCUAUCGUGCCAUACACGCUUGUGAAGUCGUACGCUAUGGCCGGAAUCAUGGUCACAGCCUCCCAUAAUCCAAAGACGGACAACGGCUACAAAGUUUUUGCCGAGAAUGGCGCUCAGAUCAUUCCGCCGAUGGACAGCGACAUUUCUGCCUUCAUCACUAACAACCUGGCGUUCUGGCCAGAAAUAGAGGAGUACUUCGACAGGGCCACUGGGGAGUUGACAGAGAAGGCGACGCGGAGCCCGCUCUUGGAGACACCGUUUGACGACAUCAUCGACGCAUACGUCAGGGACGUUGCAGCGGACUUGCGCAUCUCGCAACCACCCGACGCAGGCAACGGACCGAAGUUCGCGUACACCGCCAUGCACGGCGUAGGGACGCCAAUGGUGAAGCGCAUGUUCUCUGCAUUCGGCUUCGAGGACAAAAUCAUUACAGUGGACGCGCAGUGCUGCCCGGACCCUGAGUUUCCGACAGUCGCCUUUCCGAAUCCCGAGGAGAAGGGUGCGCUCGAUCUCGCCUUCAAAGAGGCUGAUGCGCAUGGAGUUCAGUUGGUGAUUGCCAACGAUCCGGAUGCCGACCGCUUUGCAGCAGCAGAAAAAUACGAUGGCCGCUGGUACCAGUUCACGGGAGACGAGCUGGGCGCGAUCUUUGGAGCGUACGCGGUAGCUCUGAGAGCGGCGCAGGGACUCGAAAAGUCUAGAAUGGCACUCAUCUGCUCAGCUGUCUCGUCGCGGAUGCUUCACGCGAUUGCCAAGUACAACAACUGCGUCUUCGCGGAGACCAUGACAGGGUUUAAGUGGAUGGAGAACAAGGCAAUCGACCUCGAAGCGCAGGGCUUCACGCCGGUACUUGUCUACGAGGAAGCUUUGGGCUAUGCGCUUAGCCAGCGAGUACGGGACAAGGACGGCGUCAGCGCGGCAGCAGUCUGGGUGCAGAUGGCGACAGAGCUGUACGCGAAGGGCCAGACAAUCACUGACUAUCUGAUAGGUCUGCGGACGCAGUACGGCUAUUUCGUCACGAAGAACUCGUAUUUUGUUUGCCCAGAUCCACCGGUGAUCAAAGGCCUGUUCCAGGACUUCGCGCACGGAUGUAAUUAUCCAUCCCACCUGGGCCCAUUUGUCAUCAAGAGAAUUCGAGACGUCGGCCGCAACUACGAUAGCGACGAGCCGGACAAGAAAUGCGUCUUCCCCCCGAACUGCGAGAUGCUCACUCUGUAUCUGGAUAACGGAGCCGUUGUGACACUCCGCGGCAGCGGGACUGAACCGAAGCUAAAAUACUACGCAGAAAUCAGCUCCUCGAGCCCCGAGCAGGGCCUCGAAGAACUGGAUAAGGUCAUCAAAGCUGUGGUAUUUGAUUUUGUGAAACCUGACCUUCACCCCGCUGUACAGGUUUCCUUGCCCUAA